Syngnathoides biaculeatus (alligator pipefish) is the source of this 5585-nucleotide messenger RNA. RefSeq names its product NUMB like endocytic adaptor protein (gene numbl). The coding region runs from base 304 to 2487 and encodes 727 amino acids. The record is from RefSeq and is a predicted model, not a curated record. Lineage: Eukaryota; Metazoa; Chordata; Actinopteri; Syngnathiformes; Syngnathidae. The transcript has 9 exons.
ACUUGAACGCUCAGGCAAAGCAUCCGAGCGCAGACCGACACCGACUUGAAGCGUGUCGCUCUUGCAGCCUUUUCUACUUCAAUGCAGGAGUAAGGCCGUGGUGUUGUUGGAACGCCGCGUGCAUGUGUGUGAGCGUGAGAUCGUGCAGCCUUGCCCACACCGUCAUAGAGCAGUGGGGGAGAUCUUUGGUAUCUUCGGAAAUAGCGCAGAAUUUUCAUUUUUGACACGUUCUCGCGCUGGAUUUACAGAGUGGUGCCGAUCAUCCGUCCUUCUUCUGGUCCCAGGGAGCACGUGACCCCGGAGAUGAACAAGCUUCGUCAGAGCCUGAGGAGGAAGAAGCCCACUUAUGUCCCCGAGGCCAGCAGACCACAUCAGUGGCAAGCAGACGAGGAGGCAGUACGCAAAGGCAAAUGUAACUUCUCUGUCAGGUACCUGGGUUUGGUGGAGGUGGAGGAGUCUCGAGGGAUGCAUGUGUGCGAGGAUGCAGUGAAAAAGCUUAAAAUUAGCGGGAAAAAGACAGUGAAGGCAGUGUUGUGGGUUUCAGCUGAUGGACUCAGGGUGGUGGAUGAUAAAACAAAGGAUCUCAUUGUGGACCAGACCAUAGAGAAAGUCUCGUUCUGUGCUCCUGAUCGGAAUUACGACAAGGCGUUCUCCUAUAUCUGCAGAGACGGCACCACCAGACGUUGGAUGUGCCACUGCUUCAUGGCUCUCAAAGACUCGGGCGAGAGACUGAGCCAUGCAGUGGGCUGUGCCUUUGCCGCCUGUCUGGAGAGGAAACAGCGUAGAGAGAAGGAGUGCGGCGUGACGGCAUCUUUCGAUGCCAGCCGUACAUCUUUUGUACGAGAGGGCUCCUUUCGCGCUAACUCUUCCUGCAGUCAGCACGGCAGUGGUAGUGAACGAGAUGACAAACAGCAGGAUAAGAAUAAAGAUCAGCCUUCUGUUCAUGCAGCCCUACCCCCUGGUACUGCCUCUCCACCUGAGGGCGCAGCAGAACCCGGGGGGCCGCAUGCUAUCCCCCGCCGCCAUGCACCCAUUGAGCAACUGGUGCGUCAAGGCUCAUUCCGGGGAUUUCCAGCUCUCAGCCAGAAGAACUCUCCCUUCAAGCGACAGCUGUCUCUUCGCCUCAAUGACCUGCCAUCCACAUUGCAACGCAAGACUGACUUUGAAGCCAAGAACGCUGUACUAGAGGUGGACAUGAGUUUGUCUGGAGAGGGAGACAUUAAUGCCCUGUGUAGCCAGAUCAACACCUCCUUCUCUAAGCCAUCUGAGGACCCUUUCUCCAAUCCUUGUUCAUCUGCGAGUGGACUGCCAACCUGUGCUGUGCCCCCAGCACUGCCUCCUCCACCAGCGCCGACGCAGGCUACAUCUUCUUGGGUUCAGCCAGAUUCUCUUCUCCACUCUCCUCCUCCAGUGUCCGCGGUGAUGCAGAGCGGCCACAAACGUACACCCUCUGAGGCGGAAAGAUGGCUAGAAGAGGUCUCCAAGGCAGUCAGGUCCCAGCAGACACCCCCACCAGGUCCCACCAUUCCCACCAUCCCGGGACCACCCUCUGCAUCUAGUCAGCAGAUAAGUCUGGUCCCGGUAUCCACAAUCUCAGUGUCUCUUGGUACCAUGCCCAAAGCCCUCAUUGGAGGUACCUCUUCGCUCUCAGCUCAGGCACCAAUGCCCCUUCCGCCCAUGUCCCUAUCCUCAGUCCCCCUAAUACCCGGCCCUCCAAUUUCAAGCCCCCCUAUGUCUUUGCCUUCAAUGUCUAUCCCCACAAUGUCUGGUCCAAGUAUGUCAGGAGCCCCCAUGAUCCAGCCCUCCCUCUCAGGGCCCGGAGGCUCCCUCCCAAGCGUCAUGCAGCCCUUUCCCUUGGCCUUCGAUGCUACUUCAGCUCCUGUGGGGAUGUUUGCCAACCAGCCUGUCCAACCAAGUUUUGUUCCCAUGCAAACCUAUAUGCCAGGCUUAGCUAGCAGUAUGACCUACCCAAAUGUCAGCGUACCUGUCGUAGGAAUCACACCAUCACAAAUGGUGGCCAAUGUCUUCUGCACCGCCACUGGCUCAUCUGCCACCGGAGUUGGCAUUGGGUCCGGAGUCGGUGGGUCCGGAGUCAAAGUGGGCACGCUAGGAACAGGCGGAAUCCACCACCCUUACUCGGGUGUGCCCACUGCAGGGUUUCCCACACCAUUCCCUUCCACUCCUCCACUUUCGACAGCCCUAAAUGGUCUCCCGACACACAGCAGCGCCUCUGUGAUCCUUCAGAAUGGCAACUCUAACAGCGGCGGGAAUGGUGGCAGCACUAGUAGCUGGCCACCAGAAGGCAGGCAGCUGAUCACUCCUGUGACCACUAAUUCCCAAGAUGAUGACCGUUUUGAGGCCAAGUGGGCGGCACUUGAGAGCACCAACACCAAACCAGCAGCUCAGGCACCUGGAAGCAAAACUCCAGCAGGAGCAGCCAACCCAUUUUCGAACAACCUUCAGAAGACUUUUGAGAUUGAGCUCUAAGGUGGGAAGAAAUCUGGGGUGCUAAUGCAAGCAUCCUUGGUUAGAAUGGAAUGCAGGUCCUGAAAUGUUGUGGCAGGCUAGCAUCCUACAAAAAACUCUUGUGGAGUAUCUACACCUUCAUGAUGUUGCUUUCUUGAGGUUCCAGUUAGUGUUUUAUAGAUUGCUGGGCUGCCACUGGAAGCUUUUCAGGUAGUGGACAGAUCAUGUGAUGAUCUAAAGUCUGCCACAUCACCUCAUUUCCGCAUCUUUCCGGCCUUCAUGUCUGCACUCUGCCUUUUCUUUCUUUGCCCGCCGCAAGUCCCUCGACACGCUGACUGUGUCACUCGGCGACACGCUCAGUGGUUGCUUUGUUUCAAAGGUGACGGAGAUGCAUUCCAAUCCCAUUGACUGAUUUGGGCAGUAUUUGUUGUGGUGAGGAAUCAUUGUGAAGAAACACAAAACUUCCUGGUUUGACCGAUGACCAGACUGAUGCUCAUGUUCAUGGCAGAAUCCUGAUUUGAGACCCUGUUGUAUGUGCAGUUGAAUAGACAGUAAAACAUCUACACACCCCUGUUCAAAUGCCAUGUCUUUGUAAAAUCCCAAAAUGAGACCAAGAUAAAUCACAUUAACACUUUUUCCACCAUCAAAAAAAGGAUUUAAAUGGAAAAAAUAUAUUUGAGAGGGAACAUUAAAACAAGAUUUGGUUGCACAUGUGUGGUGUUGUGUAUUAUCUCUUGGCAGAUGUGGCUGUUCAGAAAUCACAAAUUACAAUCAAAUUUAUGUUAAAUGGCACUCAGCACACAACUACUCCUUAUUUUUUUACUCUCUAGCAGAGAAGGUUUAAAGUUUAGUGGUAGCACUGAUUGGUGUUUGGAACUGUUCAUAAUCCGCUAAACCUUGACUAAGGUGGAAGGAAUUGUGAACAGUUCCAAAGUAUGAUGCUGCCACCAUCCUGCAGUACUGUAGGUAUGGUUUUCUUUUGUGAUGAGCAGUGUUGAAUUUGCACUAAACAUACCUUGCAGAAUUAUGGUCAAAAAUUUUAAGAUAGCUUUCAUUGGACCAUAACACAUUAUUUUUACUUCCCCUUUUGUACAGAUAAUAUAGGUCACAUUAAUAGUGGAUGUUUUGAAAUUAUUGAUAUUGGACUUUUUAUUUUUACAUGAGAAAGCCCAGGAAUUUGAACAGAGGUGUGUGGACUUUUUAUAGCCAAUUUACCCAUAAAGAGUCACUGACCAGUAGUAGUGAUUUAUUGCCAAAAUCAUUCUUUAUUGUACUUUUUUUCCGUUAAAAAGUUACAUUUACUUAAAAUCAAAACAGUUAAGUGUUUCCUUGAGAUAUUUGUAUCCCAUGUUUAUUUUUGUUGAACGCUUGGAGUAGAGAAACAAACAGGAACAUGCAAGUUGGGCAUAAAUAGUGUCUGAGGAUUGUCGGGAAUGUCGUCAUGUAACAGGAACCAAAUACGCAGGAAAGAAAUGUAUCAUGUUGCCUCCCAUGUGUUUAUUGUGGCAUGAUACUCAUAUCCGUACAGUGGGCACUUUUGCUUUUUUCCAGACAAAUCAAUAGAACUUUGCUUCAUCUCUGGUGGACAUUUCUGUUCCUAAAAUGUUCAAGGGCACUGCAAGAUAUCCAUACAGACACUUAGGAGUAGCCAUACAUGCUUUACCGAAACACUAAAGGAUGAAUGUGAUGCGCUGCCUUCCACGUUACGAUAAUCCAUUUAAAUACAGGAUAGAGUUUAUUCAAAUUCUGCAUGAUUGUGUUCACUAUAAUAUUCAGUUGUAGUGGUUCUACAUAAAACGUGGGGCUAAUGAAAGAUGGAGAUAAAAUAAGAAUAACUAGACCAGACAAGAAAUAAACUGCAUUAUUAGUUAUUUCAUCGGGUUUUAACAGUAAUUUAUUUGCAAUAAUGUUGCCACUCUAUUGCAAACAAUCCACAGUAAGGGUUUCCUGUUUAAAAAACAAAAAAAACAAACAAAAAAAAAACAAGACAUACAUUCAAUGAACUCCAAAUAUCGAGCACUCAUGGUCAAUGUUACGUUAAUCUUAAAUCGUUCAUGAACAUUCAGGAUUAACGUCAUUAUUAGGGCAACGGUUCAACAAUUUGCGGCGCAUUGCAUGCUGGGACCACAGCUUCUGCUUUCUGAUGGACGCAAAAUACAGAAAAAAAACCAUGAUACAGCGGAAACUAUUGACUAUGGUAAAAUCACUUUUUAGUAUUUUACUAGAAGGCAUGUGGUUAAUAAUGUAGAAUUUGCAGGAUGGAAGGUCUUAACAGCGUGAAAUGCAAAAGGCGGAAGGAAAGAAUGUAGGAAUACCUUUCGAUGAAGACAACAGGAUAAAGACAAAGUGAGACAGAACAUUGAGUGUGUGGAAAAUAGUAGAGGACAAAGACCCUUUUGACACUUUGCCCACGAAACAGACUAUAUGCCGCCUCCAUCUCAAAAUCAAACAUAUUCUAUAUCUACAGUCUGAAAAGCAAGAUUUUUCUUUUUAAUCAAACAAAAGACAACCCAAAACUCCAGUCAAGUGAUCCGCCUUUGGAAAAAGCUUGGCAUUUGGAGGAAGAAAUAUUUUUAACGCAAGACUUGCUUUUUCAGCCGCUCCAAUCCAACGAAAGUACAGUUAUACGAAGAGCAGUUGGCUAUGUUCCGUGCUUGUUUGAGUAUGAUUAAUUUAUAAAGUAUCUUUCAGCGAGGCAGUGAUUCUUUUCCAUAGGCUGCCUUCUAAAAAAUACAUACAUGAAGACAAGUUCCCAAUAUCAGGUGCUUUCUUUUUUGACAUUAGAUUUUAUUAGUUCUCAACAAACAAAUCCAAAUAUAUGAAACAAGAUCAAAGAAAUCAGAUUAUAUGAAACAAGAUCCUAUUUUAUUGUUCACUGAAUACAUAUUCUUGCAAUGGACUCUUGUUUACACACCCACUAAAUUAUACUGUAUAUGUAGGUUAUUGCAACAAAGCAAAUUAAAUAACCUCAUGAACCUGAUUGUAAAAUUAGUCUCGUGAUGGUAAUAAAAAAAAUGAGUUUAUUUUUAAUCUUUAUUUACAGAUUUUUGUAUUUAAGCCUACAUAUUUGUAUUGUAAUUACAUUGUACAAAAGAUGAAUAAAGUAAUAUAAUACAAUA